Molecule: messenger RNA, 1734 nt
Organism: Akanthomyces muscarius
Lineage: Eukaryota; Fungi; Ascomycota; Sordariomycetes; Hypocreales; Cordycipitaceae
Exons: 3
Coding region: 1-1734 (577 amino acids)
Biological process (GO): maturation of LSU-rRNA from tricistronic rRNA transcript (SSU-rRNA, 5.8S rRNA, LSU-rRNA)
Cellular component (GO): nucleolus
Molecular function (GO): ATP binding; nucleic acid binding; RNA helicase activity
Source: RefSeq, a predicted model, not a curated record
AUGGAUCACUCAAUAAAGAAGCGUAAGCGCAGAGACGCUGAGGAGGCCGCCCCUGUCAAGACGAACGGCGCCGACAGGAUUUCGAAGAAGACGAAAAAGACCAAGAAGCCUGUCCCCCAGGAGGAGGAAGACGACGAGGAUGAUUUUGAGGGAUUCGAGGAGGAGCAGGAGGAUCAAGAGGUCGAGAAUGGUAGCGAUGAUAUAGAGGAGGAACAGGCCGAAGCCAAGGAAGACAUCGAAACGAACGGUGCCGAUCUCCCGACCGAUAGUGCUCCCAUACUUCCCAUGGCUGCCGAUGCUCAGUCUUUUGACGAGCUGAAGCUCUCGGAGAAGACGAUGACGGCCAUCAAAGAGAUGGGAUUCACCAAGAUGACCAGCAUUCAGAAGAGUGCCAUUCCCCCCCUCAUGGCUGGCAAGGACGUGCUCGGUGCCGCCAAGACUGGUUCGGGUAAAACGCUGGCGUUUCUGAUUCCCGCCAUCGAGAUUCUCUCGUCGCUGCGCUUCAAGCCCCGCAACGGCACCGGCGUCAUCGUUGUGUCGCCGACGCGCGAGCUGGCGCUGCAGAUCUUUGGCGUCGCGCGCGAGCUCAUGAAGCACCACUCGCAGACGUACGGCAUCGUCAUGGGCGGCGCAAACCGCAAGGCCGAGGCCGAGAAGCUGUCCAAGGGCGUCAACCUGAUCAUCGCCACCCCGGGCCGCCUGCUCGACCACCUGCUCAACACGCCGUUCGUCUUCAAGAACCUCAAGUCGCUCAUCAUCGACGAGGCCGACCGCAUUCUCGAAGUCGGUUUCGAGGAUGAGAUUCGCCAGAUUGUCAAGGUGCUGGCCAACGACGACCGCCAGACCAUGCUCUUCUCCGCCACGCAGACGACAAAGGUCGAGGACCUCGCCCGGAUAUCGUUGCGGCCCGGCCCGCUCUACAUCAACGUCGACGAGGAGAAGCAGUUUAGCACCGUGGACGGCCUGGAGCAGGGCUACCUGCUGUGCGAUGCGGACAAGCGCUUCAUUCUCCUGUUUUCGUUUUUGCGCCACAUGCACCAGAAGAAGAAGAAGGUCAUUGUCUUUUUCAGCAGCUGCAACUCGGUCAAGUACUACGCUGAGCUGCUCAACUAUAUCGACUGCCCCGUGCUGGACCUGCACGGCAAGCAAAAACAGCAAAAGCGCACAAAUACAUUUUUCGAAUUCAGCAAUGCUGCUCACGGUAUUCUGAUCUGCACGGAUGUCGCUGCCCGUGGCCUCGAUAUUCCCGCCGUCGACUUCAUCGUCCAGUUCGAUCCUCCUGACAACACCCGCGACUACAUCCACCGCGUCGGCCGCACCGCCCGCGGCGCCGGCAACACCGGCCGCAGCCUGCUCUUCCUGCAGCCGAGCGAGGUGGGCUUCCUGUCGCACCUCAAGGCAGCGCGCGUGCCCGUCGUCGAGUUCGAGUUCCCCUCCAAGAAGAUUGUCAACGUGCAGUCGCAGCUCGAGCGGCUGAUUGGCAAAAACUACUACCUGCAGCAGAGCGCCAAGGACGCCUUCAAGUCGUACCUGCACGCGUACGCCAGCCACAGCCUGCGCUCCGUCUACGACGUCAACAAGCUCGACCUGGCCAAGGUCGCCAAGGGUUUCGGCUUCUCCACGCCGCCGCGCGUCGACAUUACGCUGGGCGGCUCCAUGAGCAGAGAGCGGGUGCAGGGCCGGCGAACAUAUGGCAGCCAGCCCACUCAAAAGUUUAACGGCAAAAGGCGCUAA